Rubroshorea leprosula is the source of this 749-nucleotide messenger RNA. Lineage: Eukaryota; Viridiplantae; Streptophyta; Magnoliopsida; Malvales; Dipterocarpaceae. The record is from the annotation of a GenBank genome assembly.
CCUCUCCUCUUCUCUUCUCUUCUCUUCCUCUUCUGUGUGUCUCUCUGACCGAAUUUGCGGCUUUGCUCCUUUACAGCUGUGACUAGGGCUUGGAAAUUGAAGGAAUUGGAAGAAGCAAAAGAAGAGAAAAAAAAAAAAAAAUGCCAUCUUUGCAAACAGCUUUGCCUCCUGAGCUAGCUGACAACGUGAUUAGACUUUACCGUGAGUGCCUUCGAAGAGCUAAAUAUAUUGGUCAUAAGGUACUCAACAUUUUCUCUCUCUUGAUAUUUCUUGAAGUUUUGGCUUUGCCUCCUGAGCUAGCUGACAAUGUGAUUAGACUUUACCGUGAGUGCCUUCGAAGAGCUAAAUACAUUGGUCAUAAGCAACAUAAUACAGAGCUGGUUGUUGGAAUGGUGAGGCAGCAGUUUAAAAAACAUAUGCACGAGACAGAUCCAGAGAGGAUUCAGAAAUUAAAGGAUGAUGCGGCAAGAGGACUCAUAAACCACAUGCUAUAUGAGUCUGAGAAGGCAUCUGGACGGAAAUUUAGCAAGAGUUCUUGAUGUUGUUUAGGGUAUCUCUUUUCUUUAUAAUGUCAGGUGGCAUAUGAGAUUAAAGUUUUGGAUGCGAAACUGAGUAAUAAGAUGGUUUCAUUUCAUUUUGCUGCCUGUCUAUGGUUUCUCUUCUGAGUAUGAUGGAUCAUAAUGAUGAAACUUGAACAUGCAUUAAGCUAUUGACAUUACUUGUUAGAGCAAUACAGAAAUUUCCCGUUC